This is a messenger RNA of Prunus avium (sweet cherry), 3669 nucleotides long. RefSeq names its product presequence protease 1, chloroplastic/mitochondrial. The record is from RefSeq and is a predicted model, not a curated record. Gene Ontology annotation, molecular function: metalloendopeptidase activity; metal ion binding. Gene Ontology annotation, biological process: protein processing. Gene Ontology annotation, cellular component: chloroplast; mitochondrion. NCBI's taxonomy places the organism in Eukaryota, Viridiplantae, Streptophyta, Magnoliopsida, Rosales, Rosaceae.
CAAGAAAGCAAAGGGAAGAACAAAAACUUUGCUACUUCCCACACCACCCGAUAUACAAACUCCAACUCCAUACGCUUUACCCUCACAGAUAUUUCCCUCUCAAUCGAAAAAACCAAAAAACGCCAUUAAAAUUCGAAACCCAUUUUCUCACUCUUAUCAGCAAAGCGACACUCAGGACACCACAGAAAAAUGGAGGGAGCAACUCUGCUUCGCUCUUCUCUCGCCUGCAACAGACUCUUCUUCUCCUUCCGCUCUGCUCGCCGCCUCUCUGGUUUCGCCUUACCCUCAUCUCGUUCUUCGUCGUCUUCUUCAGCUUCUGCUAUCAGAAACCACCGCCACCGUCGGAUUUUGAACCCCAGCAGGCGCUCCCCGCUCCGCCGCAGCAGCAGAUUGCUCCCCUCCUCUGCCCCCAACUCCGCUAGAAGAAGCUUCUCAUCCCUCGCCCCACGCGCAAUCGCCACCCCCUUCACUCAGUCUCCUUCAGAGUUUUCUGGGGUGGAGGAUGAAGUUGUGGAGAAACUCGGAUUCGAAAAGGUCUCCGAAGAGUUCAUUGGAGAGUGUAAAUCCAAAGCUUUGCUUUUCAGGCACAAAAAGACCGGUGCCCAAGUCAUUUCCGUGUCCAACGACGACGAGAAUAAGGUGUUCGGCAUUGUUUUCCGGACCCCGCCGAAUGAUUCCACUGGGAUUCCACACAUACUGGAACAUAGUGUAUUGUGUGGGUCUAGAAAGUACCCUUUGAAAGAACCAUUUGUUGAAUUGUUGAAAGGAAGCUUGAACACUUUUCUGAAUGCAUUCACAUAUCCUGAUAGGACUUGCUAUCCAGUUGCUUCCACAAAUACAAAGGAUUUCUAUAACCUUGUUGAUGUAUAUCUGGAUGCUGUCUUCUUUCCUAAAUGUGUGGAGGACUUCCGGACUUUCCAGCAGGAGGGUUGGCAUUAUGAGCUCAAUGAUCCUUCCGAAGAUAUAUCUUAUAAAGGAGUUGUUUUCAAUGAGAUGAAGGGGGUCUAUUCCCAGCCUGAUAAUAUACUUGGGCGGGCUUCUCAACAGGCUCUUUUUCCAGACAAUACCUAUGGUGUUGACAGUGGAGGUGAUCCCAAAGUCAUUCCAAAACUGAAAUUUGAGGAAUUCAAGGAGUUCCAUCGUAAAUAUUACCACCCCAGCAAUGCCAGGAUCUGGUUUUACGGAGAUGAUGAUCCAACCGAGCGCCUGCGCAUUUUGAGUGAGUACCUAGAUAUGUUUGAUGCAAGUUCAUCUCCAAAUGAAUCAAGGAUUCAAGCUCAAAAACUAUUUUCAGAACCAAUUAGGAUUUCUGAGAAAUAUCCUGCUGGUGAAGGUGGUGAUUUAAGGAAGAAAAACAUGGUAUGCCUCAACUGGUUGCUCUCUGACAAGCCCCUAGACUUGGAGACUGAGCUUACACUUGGGUUUCUGGAUCAUCUUAUGUUGGGAACGCCUGCUUCUCCAUUGAGGAAAAUCUUACUGGAGAGUGGCUUGGGAGAGGCCAUAGUUGGUGGUGGGGUUGAAGAUGAGCUCCUUCAACCUCAAUUUAGUAUUGGGUUGAAGGGUGUUUCAGAAGAUGACAUUCAAAAGGUAGAAGAAGUAGUCAUGAGUACACUUAAAAAAUUAGCGGAGGAAGGCUUUGAUACAGAUGCUGUAGAAGCAUCCAUGAAUACGAUUGAGUUCUCUCUCAGGGAAAACAACACGGGAUCAUUUCCUCGUGGCUUGUCCCUAAUGCUCCGAUCCAUGGGUAAAUGGAUAUAUGAUAUGGAUCCCUUUGAGCCAUUAAAGUAUGAGAAACCUUUGCUGGCACUGAAAGCCAGAAUAGAAGCGGAAGGCUCUAAAGCUGUUUUCUCUCCCUUAAUAGAGAAAUUCAUUUUGAACAAUCGCCAUCGAGUUGUGGUAGAAAUGCAGCCUGAUCCAGAAAAAGCUUCUCGUGAUGAGGAGGCUGAAAAACAAAUUUUGGAGAAAGUUAAAGCUGGUAUGACAGAAGAAGAUCUUGCUGAGCUAGCACGUGCUACACAGGAGCUGCGACUGAGGCAGGAAACUCCUGAUCCACCAGAAGCUUUGAGAAGUGUUCCAAGCCUUUCUCUGCAAGACAUUCCUAAGGAACCUACUCGUGUUCCCACAGAGGUUGGCGAUAUCAAUGGCGUGAAAGUUUUGCAGCAUGACCUCUUUACAAAUGAUGUACUGUACACAGAAGUUGUGUUCAAUAUGAGUUCACUAAAGCAAGAGCUUCUUCCUUUGGUACCUCUUUUUUGCCAAUCAUUGCUUGAGAUGGGUACAAAAGACUUGAGUUUUGUGCAACUUAAUCAGUUGAUUGGGAGGAAAACUGGAGGAAUAUCAGUUUAUCCAAUGACAUCAUCUGUACGUGGCAAGGAAGAUCCCUGCAGCCAUAUAAUUGUUCGAGGCAAAGCCAUGGCAGGACGUGCUGAUGACCUAUUUCACCUGUUCAACUGUGUUCUUCAAGAAGUCCAAUUUACAGACCAGCAGCGGUUUAAGCAAUUUGUUUCCCAAAGCAAAGCCAGAAUGGAGAACCGAUUGAGAGGUAGUGGUCAUGGAAUUGCUGCUGCAAGGAUGGAUGCAAAGCUAAAUGUCGCUGGGUGGAUUUCUGAACAAAUGGGUGGUGUCAGUUACUUGGAGUUUCUACAAGCUCUUGAAGAGAAAGUUGAUCAAGAUUGGGAUGGAAUUUCUUCAUCUCUCGAGGAGAUUCGCAAAUCCUUACUUUCUAGGAAUGGUUGCAUAGUUAAUAUGACUGCUGAAGGGAAGAAUCUUACCAACUCUGAGAAGUUUGUUAGCAAAUUUCUUGAUUUGCUGCCUAGCAACUCUCCCGUUGCUACUUCUACUUGGAAUGCUCGACUACCUUCGUCAAAUGAAGCCAUUGUUAUACCUACUCAGGUUAAUUAUGUUGGAAAAGCUGCUAACGUUUACGACACUGGUUAUCAGCUUAAUGGGAGUGCGUAUGUUAUCUCCAAAUACAUUAGUAAUACAUGGUUGUGGGAUCGUGUUAGAGUUAGUGGUGGGGCAUAUGGAGGCUUUUGUGACUUUGAUAGUCACUCAGGAGUAUUCUCCUUCUUAUCUUAUCGCGACCCCAACUUGUUAAAGACACUUGGUGUAUAUGAUGGAACUGGGGAUUUUCUCCGACAAUUAGAAAUGGAUGAUGAAACUCUUACAAAGUCCAUUAUUGGGACAAUUGGCGAUGUUGAUUCGUACCAGCUUCCUGAUGCCAAAGGUUAUAGUAGUUUGUUGCGGCAUUUACUGGGAGUCACAGAAGAAGAAAGGCAAAGGAGACGAGAAGAGAUAUUGUCAACAAGUGUGAAGGACUUCAAGGAAUUUGCAGAGGCAAUUGAUGCGGUAAAAAACAAAGGGGUUGUGGUUGCAGUGGCAUCUCCAGAUGACGUUGAAGCAGCACAAAAGGAGCAAAACAACUUCUUUGAAGUAAAGAAAGCCCUCUAAGCCCACCCAGAAAAUGCUACAGAUAUAGGCUUUCCUGAAACACUAUUCCCCCAUUAUACAGCAAGGGACGCUCAAUUUAUUGUUCCAUUUUUACCCCGUUUUACACAAAGCAAUACAUACAAUGCAGUCAUAUUAGAUUAGCAAAGAUAUUUUGAAGCAGUGUACCACCAAUUCUUUUGACCCCUUAAAUGUGAGUUAAAAGUCUUCAUUUUCCGUCUC